GGAGGAGGAGGAGGAGGAGAGGAGCAGUCAGCAGGCCCGAGGAGGCAGGACUUCCUGGUGUGGGGGUUGUCAACAGCCCAGAAAGAGAAAGACAGAGAGACAGAGACCAAGAGGAGCCGAGGAGCAGAGACACCGACCUAGCGGGGCCACGCGGAGGAGACUCGGGAAACCCACCCGCUCAGACCGCCGGGGCCGGCCGCCCCCUCCCACAUCGGUUUCGACACCCUUGGGGCUUCAGAGGCCGCGCCUGGGCUCCACCGAGGAGGCGCGGGUUCCUUCUUUUCUGGAGAGCAAACUUUCCACAGAGAUGCCUCGCAGGGUGAGGUGCGGCCCCCAAGGAGGACUGAGCAGCCUCUGAUCGCCGCCUGCGUGCCCCGCGCCGCCCCGGGCAGGAGGCCCCAGGAAAGUACAGCCCGACAUCUUAGGCGCCGGGACCCCCGGCUCGCUCAGUGGCCGAGGCCCGGGAGUUUGCAAACUCAGCUCUGGAGUUCGGCAGUGACAGCAGCAGGAAAAACCUGCCCCGGCCCCCACCUCCUGCCGCCACCUCCCCUACCCUGUGCUCCCUUCACCAACCAGGCACCCCCAGUUCCUGCAAGGCCCUCCUGCUAUGUCGGACCCUGACAUCCCCAGGGGCCCUGAUGCCCCUGCCAUGUGGCCCCCCUGUUCCAGGGGUGCCUGAGCCCCUAAAAGAGCCCCAGUGCCCCCAACUCAGCUCAGUCCUGAGCCCCAGGGACCAUGAGUGGGGGCAAGAAGAAGAGUAGUUUCCAAAUCACCAGCGUCACCACGGAAUACGAGGGCCCAGGGAGCCCAGGGGGUUCAGAUCCCCCUGCCCUGCCGGCUCCCACAGGGCCCCCACCCCGCCUGCCCAAUGGGGAGCCCAACCCUGAUCCAGGGGGCAAGGGCACCCCCCGGAAUGGCUCCCCACCGCCUGGGGCCCCCGCCUCUCGUUUCCGGGUAGUGAAGCUGCCCCACGGCCUGGGAGAGCCUUAUCGCCGAGGUCGUUGGACGUGUGUGGAUGUUUACGAGAGAGACCUGGAGCCCCCCAGCUUCGGCCGACUCCUGGAGGGAAUUCGAGGGGCCUCAGGGGGCACCGGGGGCCGAUCUUUGGAUUCCAGGUUGGAGCUGGCCAGCUUGGGCUUGGGCGCCCCUGUCCCACAGUCAGGCCUGUCUCAAGGCCCCACCUCCUGGCUUCGCCCACCCCCCACGUCCCCUGGACCUCAGGCACGCUCCUUCACUGGGGGGCUGGGCCAGCUGGCGGUACCUGGCAAAGCCAAAGUGGAGACACCCCCCCUGUCAGCCUCCCCACCCCAGCAGCGCCCCCCAGAGCCUGGGACCGGGGAUAGUGCAGGCACUUCCAGGGCUGCCACACCCCUGCCCUCCUUGAGGGUAGAAGUGGAGGCUGGGGGCUCAGCAGCUGGGACCCCUCCACUGUCUCGAAGGAAAGAUGGAGACGUGCGGCUGAGGAUGGAGUUGGUUGCUCCAGAGGAGAUGGGGCAGGUGCCAGCACUCGACUCUCGCCCCAGUUCCCCGGCUCUCUACUUCUUCCCUGAUGCCAGUUUGGUUCACAAGUCUCCAGACCCCUUUGGGGCAGCAGCCCAGAGCCUCAGCCUGGCCCGCUCCAUGUUGGCCAUCAGUGGUCACCUGGACAGCGAUGACGAUAGUGGCUCCGGAAGCCUGGUUGGCAUUGACAACAAGAUCGAACAAGCCAUGGACUUGGUGAAGUCCCACCUCAUGUUUGCGGUCCGGGAGGAGGUGGAGGUGCUGAAGGAGCAGAUCCGGGACCUGGCCGAGCGGAAUGCUGCGCUGGAGCAGGAGAAUGGACUGCUGCGUGCCCUGGCCAGCCCGGAGCAGCUGGCCCAGCUGCCCUCCUCGGGGAUCCCACGGCUUGGUCCCCCCGCGCCCAAUGGGCCCUCCGUCUGAGCCUCCCUUCCCUCACAAUGUGCCUUUGGGGCUGCCAGGCCUUGUGCCAACUGCCUGCCCCCUCUUCCUAUGCAGCUUUAAUGCCCCCUGGUCCACGGAGUGGGAGUUAAGGCUCAAUGCUGGUCUGUCCCACCACCAUACCCCAAUCUCCCCAUCGUCCCCAGGCCCUGAUGGAGGAGGGUGGGCUUCCUGAUGGGGUAUUAGAUGGAGCCCCCUCCAUGAGGGAUCCCAGCCCCACUGCUCCCUCACUAGACUACCAGCAGUAGAUGGCUUGGGGGAGUUGCAGGCUCCCUGGCAGACAACCCACCCCUACCUUGUUCCUUCAAAGUGCCCCCUCUCCUCUGCCCAGGGGAGGGAGUACGGACAGUAUCUGGAAGUUCUGGGAUUCAGGUUGUUAUUAAAGUAAUAAUAAUAAUUAAAAAAUUUGAAGAAACUUGAA
Propithecus coquereli (Coquerel's sifaka) is the source of this 2359-nucleotide messenger RNA. It is a transcript of the gene TSC22D4, whose product is annotated as TSC22 domain family, member 4. The transcript is spliced from 5 exons. Lineage: Eukaryota; Metazoa; Chordata; Mammalia; Primates; Indriidae. Gene Ontology annotation, biological process: response to osmotic stress; regulation of transcription by RNA polymerase II. The coding region runs from base 736 to 1920 and encodes 394 amino acids. The record is from RefSeq and is a predicted model, not a curated record.